Molecule: messenger RNA, 3864 nt
Organism: Phacochoerus africanus (Common warthog)
Lineage: Eukaryota; Metazoa; Chordata; Mammalia; Artiodactyla; Suidae
Gene: THBS3
Product: thrombospondin 3
Exons: 23
Coding region: 856-3612 (918 amino acids)
Biological process (GO): cell adhesion
Cellular component (GO): extracellular region
Molecular function (GO): calcium ion binding; heparin binding
Source: RefSeq, a predicted model, not a curated record
AUGUGGGCAAGGGGAGAGGGGAGAGUCCUGAAAUUGAACCGGAGGGAAGAGUUGAUGAAAUUAUGGCCCUGUGGGAAGGAGCUGACACCAGAAGGUGGCGGAUGAGUGGGAACUGGCCAGGGUCAGCAUGAGGCCAGGGCUGUGGACUCAGGAGGCAGGAUGCUAGGGCUGCCUGGCUGGUUUGGUGUCUGAGCAUCCCCAGACACCCCAGGGUCUGGGAGAGCAGCUCAAAGGUGGGUUUCUUCCACCUUUGGGCUCCUAGUUGCCUAAGAACCGGGUGGGGGUGGGGACCAAGAGGUCUGGGCUCCCCUGGAGGUCUGAUGGUAGGAUGGGCCUGUGGGUGUGGGAGAGGUAGCUGGAGCAGAUGACACAGGCACAGAUUCUUUACAGGCUGGAAGGGAAACCACAGAUUGGCCAGGACACAGGAGGCAGAGGAGCUGGGUCCCAGGUUCCUGUGGGAGAGAGCCAGACAGCAGGAGGGUCGAAGUCUUCAGUGGGCAGCUGUUCUCACCCAGAGCGAGUGUGCUGAACCCCCCCAGGGCGGGAGGAGGAGCAUUUAGGGGCAUUUAGAGCCAAACCCAGCCGUGUGAAGAGAAACUGCCUUCCCAUUUCUGCGCUGUGGGCACCAGGUGCUACUCCUGCCUUGAGAUCAACACAGUGACUCCUUUGCGCCACCUGGUGGGGGCAUCUCACAUUCGCGGGGCGCUGUUGCUGUAUUUCCAACUGAGCCUCAGGCCUGCCGGUUCUGGUUCUCCGAGUGGCAGUAAGGAAGGCACAACGCCUUGUCCUCUGACAGCAACAAGGGUUGGAUUUCCAGGAGUGAUCGACCUGCUGACUCUGGGCGAGUCCCGGCAGAUGGUAGCUGUGGCGGAGAAGAUUCGGACAGCCCUGCUCACCGCUGGGGACAUCUACCUCUUGUCCACCUUCCGUCUGCCCCCCAAGCAGGGUGGUGUCCUCUUUGGCCUCUACUCUCGCCAAGACAACACACGAUGGCUGGAGGCCUCUGUUGUGGGCAAGAUCAACAAAGUGCUGGUGCGGUACCAGCGGGAGGAUGGCAAAGUCCACGCGGUGAACCUACAGCAAGCAGGCCUGGCAGAUGGGCGCACACACACCGCUCUCCUGCGACUCCGAGGCCCGUCCAGACCCAGCCCUGCCCUGCAGCUGUACGUGGACUGCAAACUGGGCGACCAGCAUGCUGGCCUUCCGGCACUGGCCCCUAUUCCUCCAGCAGAGGUCAAUGGGCUGGAGAUUAGGACUGGACAGAAGGCUUAUUUGAGGAUGCAGGGCUUCGUGGAAUCAAUGAAAAUGAUUCUGGGCGGGUCCAUGGCCCGGGUCGGAGCCCUGAGUGAGUGUCCGUUCCAGGGGGAUGAGUCCAUCCACAGUGCAGUGGCCAGUGCACUCCACUCCAUCCUAGGGGAACAGACCAAAGCGCUGGUCACCCAACUCACCCUCUUCAACCAGAUCCUGGUAGAGCUGCGGGAUGAUAUCCGAGACCAGGUGAAAGAAAUGUCCCUGAUCCGAAACACCAUCAUGGAGUGUCAGGUGUGCGGCUUCCACGAACAGCGCUCCCACUGCAGCCCCAACCCCUGCUUCCGAGGCGUGGACUGCAUGGAGGUGUACGAGUACCCAGGCUACCGCUGUGGGCCCUGCCCCCCCGGCCUCCAGGGCAACGGCACCCACUGCACUGACAUCAAUGAGUGCGCUCACGCCGACCCUUGUUUCCCGGGCUCCAGUUGCAUCAACACCAUGCCCGGCUUCCACUGUGAGGCCUGUCCCCGAGGCUACAAAGGCACACGGGUGUCUGGCGUGGGCAUUGACUAUGCCCGGGCCAGCAAGCAGGUCUGCAACGAUAUCGAUGAAUGCAAUGAUGGGGACAACGGCGGCUGUGACCCAAACUCCAUCUGCACCAAUACUGUGGGCUCUUUCAAGUGUGGUCCCUGUCGUUUGGGCUUCCUGGGCAACCAGAGCCAUGGCUGCUUCCCAGCCCGGACCUGCCACAGCCCAGCCCACAGCCCCUGCCAUGUCCACGCGCACUGUCUCUUUGAACGCAAUGGUGCAGUGUCCUGCUCGUGCAACGUGGGCUGGGCCGGGAAUGGGAACGUGUGCGGGCCUGACACAGACAUUGAUGGGUACCCGGACCAGGCGCUGCCCUGCAUGGACAACAACAAACACUGCAAGCAGGACAACUGCCUUCUGACACCCAACUCUGGGCAGGAAGAUGCGGAUAACGAUGGCGUGGGGGACCAGUGUGAUGAUGAUGCUGAUGGGGACGGGAUCAAGAAUGUUGAGGACAAUUGCCGGCUGUUCCCCAACAAGGACCAGCAAAACUCAGAUACAGAUUCAUUUGGUGAUGCCUGUGACAACUGCCCCAACGUUCCCAACAAUGACCAGAAGGACACAGAUGGCAAUGGGGAAGGGGAUGCCUGUGACAACGACGUGGAUGGGGAUGGCAUCCCCAAUGGACUGGACAAUUGCCCUAAAGUCCCCAACCCCCUGCAGACAGACAGGGAUGAAGACGGGGUGGGAGAUGCUUGCGACAGCUGCCCUGAAAUGAGCAAUCCUACCCAGACAGAUGCAGACAGUGACCUGGUGGGGGAUGUCUGUGACACCAAUGAAGACAGCGAUGGGGAUGGACAUCAGGACACCAAGGACAAUUGCCCGCAGCUGCCCAAUAGCUCCCAGCUGGACUCAGACAAUGAUGGACUUGGAGAUGAGUGUGAUGGGGACGAUGACAAUGAUGGUGUCCCAGAUUACGUGCCUCCUGGUCCCGAUAACUGUCGCCUGGUACCCAAUCCCAAUCAGAAAGAUUCAGAUGGCAAUGGUGUUGGUGACGUGUGUGAGGAUGACUUCGACAACGAUGCAGUAGUCGACCCCCUGGAUGUGUGCCCCGAGAGCGCAGAGGUGACCCUCACGGAUUUCCGGGCCUAUCAGACCGUCGUCCUGGAUCCUGAGGGUGAUGCUCAGAUUGACCCCAACUGGGUCGUGCUCAACCAGGGCAUGGAGAUCGUUCAGACCAUGAACAGUGACCCGGGCCUAGCAGUGGGAUAUACGGCCUUCAAUGGUGUGGACUUUGAAGGCACCUUCCACGUGAACACAGUGACGGAUGAUGACUACGCAGGCUUCCUCUUCAGCUAUCAGGACAGCGGCCGCUUCUACGUAGUCAUGUGGAAGCAAACGGAGCAGACCUACUGGCAGGCCACACCUUUCCGGGCUGUUGCCCAGCCCGGGCUACAGCUCAAGGCAGUGACAUCGGUGUCUGGCCCAGGUGAGCACCUCCGGAAUGCCCUGUGGCAUACGGGCCACACCCCUGAUCAGGUACGGCUGCUGUGGACUGACCCACGAAAUGUGGGCUGGCGUGACAAGACCUCCUACCGCUGGCAGUUGCUGCACCGGCCUCAAGUUGGCUACAUUCGGGUGAAGCUUUAUGAGGGUCCCCAGCUAGUGGCGGAUUCUGGGGUGAUCAUUGACACAUCCAUGCGUGGGGGGCGUCUUGGUGUAUUCUGCUUCUCCCAAGAAAACAUCAUUUGGUCCAAUCUCCAGUAUCGAUGCAAUGACACAGUUCCCGAGGACUUUGAGCCAUUCCGGAGGCAGCUGCUCCAGGGAAGAGUGUGAAGAGGUGGCCACCGGAUUCAGAAUCCUGAUUUUGGACCUUCUGGCCUUGGGGUCCAUCCUGGAGACCUUGGGGUCUACUCUACAGCCCCUCAGCCAAACACAGACCCUCCUCUGGCACACACCGGGAGUUCAGCCCCAGAGGGGUGGUGACCUCACUGUUGAGGAGACGGGAAGUUUUCAAGGGGUAUUUCUCAGGCACUGACCCCAGGAAAGAUAACAGCACAUUGCUAUAAAGUUCCAGUUGUUUUCUAA